Messenger RNA from Thalassophryne amazonica, 1557 nucleotides. It is a transcript of the gene sult1st6, whose product is annotated as sulfotransferase family 1, cytosolic sulfotransferase 6. Gene Ontology annotation, biological process: sulfation. Gene Ontology annotation, molecular function: sulfotransferase activity. Lineage: Eukaryota; Metazoa; Chordata; Actinopteri; Batrachoidiformes; Batrachoididae. The record is from RefSeq and is a predicted model, not a curated record. Gene Ontology annotation, cellular component: cytoplasm.
UGAGCAAUAGAGGAAUUCACAAACAACUGGAAACGUUACGUAAGGCCACUUCAACAUACGUGUGCCUCUGAGUGUCUGGGAUAACAGAUGAAUAAUAGCCUCCCACACGGCAGGAACAUCACAGAAGGACAGAGGCCAGUUUCAGAGUGACUUACGCAGCAUUUUGGACCUCAGGAAGGAUUGUUUUUUGAGAGAUUCUUGGUUUGGGAUCCAGACUGUUGGAAAUAAACUGGAUGAACACCAGAAGACAUCAAGAGGAUCUUUCACAAGAAAUCAAAGAGAUUUAGGAGUAAUGACAUCUGAAAAAAGGACCUCUCUCAGAUAUGGUUAUAACACAAUAAACAGCGUGACUGGGCGGUGAUUUGGGGAUUGGAAAUUACCACAAAACAGCGCACUUUAUUUGUGCAGAUCUGAAAAACCAGACCAGAGAGGAACCUACGCAAAGAAGGGACUUCUGAUUCUUCUAGAUCUUUUUCUUUCUUUUUUUGUGAACCUGUAACCUUCUCCUCAUGGCAACGGUGGAAGCAGAGAUGUCCUACAGUGAAGCCAUUCUGAAAGCCUCUGCCUCCCUGACUCGCUUCCCCCUUAUCCCAGUCAAAGGAGUUCCUCUCAUGAACCACAUUGCCAACAACUGGGACACUAUCUGGGCUUUCCGUCCUGACCCCUCAGACCUUCUCAUCGCCACCUACCCCAAAGCAGGAACCACAUGGACCCAGGAGAUAGUGGACCUGCUUCUCCACGGUGGAGAUGCUGACUUCUGCAAACGAGCCCCCACACCUAUGCGGAGUCCUUUCCUGGAGAUCUAUUCACCACCACCCAUCCCCUCAGGUCUUGACCUUCUGAGGAAAAUGGAUCCUCCAAGAAUGAUCAAGACACAUCUCCCUUUUAAGUUGGUGCCACCUGCAUUUUGGGAAAACAAGUGCAAGACGAUCUACGUGGCACGCAACGCCAAAGAUAAUUUGGUGAGCUACUACUACUUUGACUGUAUGAAUCUUACCCAACCUGAGCCCGGGCCCUGGGACGGCUACAUCCACAAAUUUAUGAAAGGAGAUCUGGCAUGGGGCUCCUGGUAUGACCAUGUGAAAGGUUUCUGGAGGAGAGAGGAGAAGAACAUCCUCUACCUCUUCUAUGAAGACAUGAAAGAGAAUCCUCGGCGUGAAGUCGAGCGCAUCAUGAGAUACCUGGAUUUGUCCAUCUCAGAUGAGAUCAUCAGCAAAAUUGUUGAGCUCACAUCGUUCAAGAGCAUGAAGGAGAACCCGAUGGCCAACUACUCCUGCAUCCCUGCCUCAGUUUUUGAUCAUUCUGUCUCCCCAUUUAUGAGAAAAGGUGAAGUGGGUGACUGGAGAAACCAUUUCACACCUGAGCAAUCCAAGGUGUUUGAAGAACAUUACGAGAGGCAGAUGAAGAACGCAAACAUACCAUUCAGAAACCUAAUCUAACAAUUUUCAAUUUAUUUUCAUUUAUACGUAUAGUGCCAAAUCACAACAGAGUUGCCUCAAGGCGCAUCACACAAGUAAGGUCUGACCUUACUAACCCCCAGAGCAACAGUGGUAAGGA